AUAUUAGUUUUAAAAUGGAAGAGCAAGAUGAGAGAUGUUCAGAAGAUCGCCUUCGAAUCACUGGCUUGAGUGAUGUUUUGGACAUUGUUAAUGAUCUUAUAGUGGAGAAUGGCGUUUCUCCUUCAGAGCUGGGCCUUACAGAAACUCAAGCUAGAAAAAUGGCCAGUCUUUCAAAUAUACCAUGUAAGCAGAUAUAUAAAGCUGAGAAGGAUAAAAAAGAGUUACAUGCUUGGAUGAAAAGAAAACGAAAACAGAGACUUGCUGAAUAUAUGCAAACACUGUCUGAAAAACGGGCAAAAGAGCACAAUCCAUUCCAUUUGAGAAAGAUG
Protobothrops mucrosquamatus (brown spotted pit viper) is the source of this 329-nucleotide messenger RNA. Its product is annotated as ciliogenesis and planar polarity effector 1-like. Gene Ontology annotation, biological process: cilium assembly. NCBI's taxonomy places the organism in Eukaryota, Metazoa, Chordata, Lepidosauria, Squamata, Viperidae. Gene Ontology annotation, cellular component: ciliary transition zone. The annotation marks the transcript as partial. The transcript has 3 exons. The record is from RefSeq and is a predicted model, not a curated record.